AUGUUUAAUCAAGAUGAUUCCAAUGCAAUUUACAGAUUUAUUGUUGAUGACGACGCAGAAUCAUUAGCUUCGAUCCUUUCAAAUUACGAAAAUCCUAAUUUGAUGCUGCAGGAACCAACUGAUUACAAAUAUCCCAGGAUAAUAGCUAAUUCACCUUGUCCAAUUCAUGUUGCUGCAUUUUUUGGAUCUGAAAAUUGUUACGAUUCUCUCUUAAAUUAUGGUGCAGAUGAAAAAAUUAAAUAUUUAAAUACAUGGGAAGUGCGCCAUUUUGCUGCAAUUGGAGGACAAUUAUCUAUUCUGCGCAGAUUCUCAGAUAUUGAUGACUAUUCUAUGAUAUAUGCAAUUCGAUAUGGAAAUCUUGAUUGUGUAAAAUUCAUUUGGUCAAAAGGCAUUGAUUUUUCAAGUGAUUAUGCCUUUGUUCAUGAAGCUUGUGAAUCUAAAUCCCUCGAGAUUGUUCAAUUUAUUUAUGAACAAUGUCCAGAUUUUGUAAAAAUUGCUAGCAGAUAUUAUGGUGAUGAAAAUGCUCUAAUGCGUGCAGCAAAGAGCGGAUGCGUUGAUAUUGUCAACUUUCUUCUCAAGUUAGGUUUAAGAGACAACAUAACUUCUGGAACUGGUCUUACAGCGAUUUAUCUUGCAGCUAGAGUUGGAUCUCUUUCAUGCGUUAAAGCUCUCGUUGAGUCAGGAUCUCGUUUCAAGCGUCGUCGCAGGAAGUAUAACUGUUUCGUUGAAGCAGCAACUCAAGGACAUUUAGAUAUCGUUAAGUACCUUCUCGACAAAGGAAUUGAUAUCAAUAUAACGACAAGUGAUGGAUAUGACGCACUAACAUGCGCAAUUGAAAAAGGAAGAUAUUCUGUUGUUAAGUACUUACUAAUGAAAGGAGCAAAGAAAACAAUAGAUAUUAAGGAAUUCGCUCUGGCUACUCCAGAAAUAUAUGAUCUCUUCAUAAAUCAUUUUGGAAAGAUAGAUCCGAUUUCAGUAUUUGAGAAAUUAGCCUCCAAUGAUUUCAAAAAUAUUAAUUUAACAAAGCAUUUAUUUGAGAAUUACAUAAAUUUGGAUGAUCUACCACUUGAUUUGAUCUCAAAAAUAUUUUACUGCGAUAAAUUCCUAAAUCGAAAAAUUCUCAAGGAAAUUUGGAAUACGAAAGGAUUUUUAACUUGCAAUCAAAAUAACCCUUUCCUAUUUUGCAGGGACAGCCAGCAGUUUGUUUUUCUUUUCAAUUGCGGAUUCAAGCUUCCAAAGGAUUGCAAAUUGAAAGAUCAUAUAAUAGAGGACGCUUUAACUGAUUACCGCUACACAAAUUCUAAACUCAUAGACUUUGUUGAAGACAUUGGAUCACUCGAUAUCCAGUAUAUCGUUUUCAGACUUGUCAAAAAUUACAACGAAAACGAUGAUCGAAUCAAUGAGCUUAAUAGCAUUAUAUUUGAAAGAUUAAGACAAGCAGGUCCGAUUAAGUAUUCUCUGUCUCCAAUUCUAUUUGGUUACAGAUUGAUUGGAACAUCUAAUUUCCUCAGAUAUCCAUAUUUUUGUGAGAUUUUUGAUCAAAUGGAUAAUAGGACCAGAUAUGAAAUUUUCACUAGAGAUUUAAUUUUUUCAGCAAAAUAUUUGGACAAAUAUGAACAUAUGUUAAAGAGAGGUUUCAGUUUUUCCUCUGGGAAAUAUGAAGAAAAUGUUCUUCACCUUUUGAUGAGAUAUUCAAAAUUGGAUUCAGUUGCUGAGUAUAAGCAAAUUGCUGAAUUCUUCAUCAAAGCUGGUUGCAAUAUCAAUCAGACGAAUCGAAGUGGAGAACCCCCAUUAUUUUAUACUAACAAUCCAAAUGCAAUACAAGCUAUCCUAGAGCUCGGAGCAGAUCCAAAUAUUCAAAAUUUUUCAGGUUAUAGUGCGCUCCAUCUUGCAUGCCAAUUUAAAAAAUUGUACUUAGUGAAGCUACUUCUUGAUUAUGGAGCAGAUCCAAAUAAAAAGACAAAAAGAGGAUUAUCACCUCUUGCUAUUGCCAUAAGCAAUAACCAAUCAGAUAUUGCAUUUUACUUAAUACAGCACGGUGCAAAAAUAAGCGAAUUUCCUGGAGGUAGUGAAAACUGCCUUGAGGAAGCAAAAAUGCUUUAUACUCGCGAUUUAAAUUUCAAAAAAGAAUUAAUUGAUUUGAUAUCUUCAAAUCUUUAG
Molecule: messenger RNA, 2160 nt
Organism: Trichomonas vaginalis G3
Lineage: Eukaryota; Parabasalia; Trichomonadida; Trichomonadidae
Product: spectrin binding
Exons: 1
Coding region: 1-2160 (719 amino acids)
Molecular function (GO): protein binding
Source: RefSeq, a predicted model, not a curated record